Molecule: messenger RNA, 2043 nt
Organism: Pyricularia oryzae 70-15
Lineage: Eukaryota; Fungi; Ascomycota; Sordariomycetes; Magnaporthales; Pyriculariaceae
Exons: 1
Coding region: 1-2043 (680 amino acids)
Molecular function (GO): catalytic activity
Source: RefSeq, a predicted model, not a curated record
AUGAACCUCAAGGCUGCCGAGACAGAGGCGGCUUCAGCGGACAACCGCCCGGAACCGCAGGUCGACUCCGAAAGCAAAAAGUCGCUGCAGCAGGAAGAAUCGCACAGGGCUCUCGUAUCAACAAAGCCGCCUCCUAGGGGCUUUGGUGACGAGAUCUUCCGUCUAUGCACGGCGCCCGAGGACGUUUCGUCACUUCUGGCUUCCAACCCCGACAUUACACCCAAUGAAGCAUGGGAGCAGCUGUACGGCAAGGGCUCGGACUCGGGCCCGGGGGUAACAAAUGCCAUCGUCAACGGGGCACCGCCACUAGAAAGGCUAGAAAGGGCAGCCAGGUGUGGAAAAUGGGGCGAGAACAGGCCUAGUGAUUUAUUCCUCGAGAUGUAUCACGACGCAUUGACGACUCUUGAUGAGGACCUGACCCAAGGAGUAGUUAGCCCAUCACUCAUGGGCAGCAAUGGUGUUAUGCCACUCACAGUCAUUUCAACAAUACCCGACAUCGUGCGGCAUAUGGCGAACCUGAUUGUUGCCGCCGAGCAUGACGUCUUGAUUGCAACCAACUUUUGGCAGAACAGUGAAGCGUCCAAAUACAUUACCGACGCCAUCAGGGAGCUAUCUAGGCGGGCUGAGGGGCGCGACAAGAAGGUUGUGGUCAAGGUAAUGUACGACCGCGGCUCGGUGAGGCAAGUCUUUGACCAACACCACAUCGUCCCGGAGAAGGAUUACACAGGCAAGGCCGUGGGUCUUCCAAAGCCUAGCGAAAUUCCAAACGUUGAUUUGGAGGUCAUGAACUACCACAACCCGCUGCUCGGAACGUUCCAUGCCAAGUACAUGGUCGUGGACAGGAGGAUUGCCGUCUUGCAGAGCAACAAUAUUCAGGACAAUGAUAACCUCGAGAUGAUGGUACAUUUGGAGGGCCCAAUCGUCGACUCUGUGUACGACAUGGCACUUCUGAGCUGGCACAAGGCCUUGACGCCGCCACUCCCGACGGCAAACAAACCCGCCGCUACCGAGACCCCACGAUGCUUCGAUAGUCAGUACAACACAGAAGAUGAGACACAAAAUGGAUACAACCACAACACACCAGACGAGCCAUACCCCGAACACACGACGAGCGACCCUCACUACGACGCCACCAUAUCCGCCGAGGUCCGCCGGGUCCAGGCAUCCGUGACGCCGAUACCGGGCGAAUCUCGGCGCGCGGCCGUCACAAAGCACCUGAACCACACCACCAACAAAGACUUUACCCCGCUGGCGGAGCAUCUCGUCUCGGACAGCGUGGUCGGCGAGGAUCCGGAAAAGAUCAUGACGCCGUACGUCAAGCAUCAGCCGCACCAACACUUCCCAAUGGCCUUGGUGAACCGCCCGCCGUACGGGCCACCCAAGAACCAUGACGUCAAGAACCCCCAGAACGCGGCGUGGCUGGCCGCCCUCCGCUGCGCGACGCGAUCCGUCUUCAUUCAGAGUCCCACUCUCAAUGCUGAGCCGCUGCUGCCGGCCAUCAUUGACGCUUGCGAGAGGGGUGUGGAGGUGACGUGUUAUAUCUGUCUCGGAUACAAUGACAUUGGCGAGCUCCUCCCAAUGCAAGGCGGUCACAAUGAAAUGAUAGCCCACCGACUACACACGUCUCUCUCGGAGGAGGCGCGGCCUCGGCUGCACUACCACUGGUAUGUGGCCAAGGACGCGACGGCGCCGCUGCACCAGGGGAAGCGGCAGCGUUCGUGCCACAUCAAGCUGCUGGUUGCCGACUGGAAGGUUGCCGUGGUCGGCAGCGGGAACCAGGACACGCAGAGUUGGUGUCACAGCCAGGAGGUGAACGUGCUGCUGGACCUGCCGGAAGAGAUUGCGGAGCAGUGGAGGGAGGCGCUCGAGGUUCGCAAUCAGAACACAGGCCUGUAUGGGCUUGGCAGCAACGAGGACGGCGUUUGGAGAGAUGCAGAAGGGAGGGAGGCGGACGAGGCGAUUGGGAUCGAUCCGGGGAGGUUCAGCUGGGGCAAGGGGAUUAUGGGGGCGGUCAAGAGGUUGAAGGGGACGGGUGGGUUUUGA